AUGGAUCCAACACCGGGAAGGUUCGAGAUGGAUAAAUUUGAUGGAAAGGGAGAUUUUGGGAUGUGGAAGUACAAGCUACUAGGACAGCUUGAGAUUCAGGGACUGUCAGAGGUUCUACAGGAUGGAGCUACGCUGUACAGGAAAUCAGAGAAACAGGAGGAAGGAUCUGAGCCAGUUCUAGAUCCGAUCAAAGUUGCAAGAAACGUGAGGGUAAAGAAUCUACUUGGGUCAUGCUUAAGUGAUGUAAUCUUGCGAAAGAUCAUGCAUGAAGAAACGGCGCUGGGUAUGUGGAAAGCAUUGGAAAAUGACUACCAGACUAAGUCGCUACCGAAUAGAAUCUACCUCAAACAGAUGUUCGCUAGCUACAAGACUAUUGAGGAAAAUUUGGAUUCAUUCCUAAAACUCAUAGCGGAUCUAGCUAGUCUAAACAUCAAGAUCUCCGACGAAGAUCAAGCAAUUCAGGUCUUAUCGGGCUUACCUCCACCAUACGAGCCUCUGGUUCACACGCUCAAGUACGGCAUGGGCAAAGACACCAUCACUCUAAAGGAAGUUACGACCUCGGCCUAUGCAAAGGAGGUGGAGUUGAGGCAGAAAGGUCUUCUCGGAAAGUCCAAAGCUGCAUCAGAAGGUCUGUAUGUUGAAAACAGAGGAAGAUCAGAAAAGAGAAAUGACUACAAAGGUGGGAACAACAGGAGAAGCAAGAGCAAAGGAAACGACAAGCAUAGGUCGAAAUCUAAGUCUAAGUUUAGACCUAAGGCUUGCUGGAUUUGCGGAGAUGAAAACCACUGGAAAAAGGAUUGCCCCAAGAAGAAGGGAAACAAUCAGAACAAGCCACCAAGCACUGCAAACAUAGCUACCGUCCUACCUAUCACCACGGCUUUAACUGUUAGCUUGUAUGAUCCAAAGGAGAAAUGGGUUUUGGACUCAGGGUGUACGUUUCACAUAACCCCGAGAAAAGACCUACUUUCAGACUUCGAGGAUUUGGACGAAGGAAAUGUUCUAAUGGGAAAUAACACAGUGUGUGAAGUGAAGGGUAGAGGGACUAUAACUAUAGACAAUCCUGAUGGUUCUGUGGUUAUACUAAGUAAUGUGAGAUACAUUCCAGAAAUGGGAAGAAAUCUUAUCUCAUAUGGUCAGCUGGAGCAGUCAGGUUGCAAGUACAGUGGUGGAGACUUCAAGGUUGAGUUCUACAAAGGGGAUAAGAAAGUGUUAGUCGGAAAGUAUGAGCAAGGUUUGUACUAUCUACAAGGUCAGAUCAGAGUACCUGAGGUUAAUGCGGCAAAGGCAGUUGUAGAUAUGACAAAGAGAUGGCAUUCCAGAUUAGCUCACAUGAGUCUGUCAUCAAUGGAGAUUCUGGUCAGGAAAGGUCUUCUCAAGUCAGAAGAGGUGAAGCAGCUUGAGUUUUGCGAAGCCUGCACAAUGGGAAAGUCUCAUAAGCAAAGUUUCAAGAAGGCAAAACACACUACAAAUGAGAUCCUUGGUUAUGUCCAUUCAGAUCUUUGGGGAUCACCUAAUGUUACUCCAAGUCUAUCAGGUGCAAGAUACUUCCUAACUAUGAUAGAUAACUAUUCGAGGAAAGUAUGGAUCUACUUUCAGAAGACCAAAGAUGAGGCUUACCAGAAUUUUGCGGAUUGGAAGGUGUUGGUUGAGAAUCAAACGGGGAAGAAGCUGAAAUGUUUGAGAACAGAUAACGGGUUAGAGUUCUGCAACCAACAAUACGACAAGUUAUGCAGAGAAUCAGGAGUAAAAAGACACAAAACUUGCCUGUACACGCCUCAGCAAAAUGGAGUCUCAGAACGGAUGAAUAGGACGAUAAUGGAUAAGGUCAAAAGUAUGUUACAAGAAACGGGAUUGGAAGGUGAAUUCUGGGCAGAAGCGGCUUCAACGGCAGUUUACAUAAUCAACAGGUCACCGUCUUCUGCGAUUGAGUUUGAGGUUCCUGAAUAUCUGUGGACAGGGAUCAAACCGGGCUACAGUCAUCUACGAAGGUUUGGGUGCGUAGCCUACGUUCACACAGUUUCAGAUAAGAUCAGUCCUAGAGAUACAAAAGGUAUACUUCUGGGAUAUGCGCAAGGUACAAAAGGUUACAUGAUUUGGCUACUGGAUGAUCUAAGGGUAACAGUCAGUAAAGAUGUUGUGUUCAAUGAGGAUCAGGUCUACAAGCAGAGGGACUCAGAGACUACACAGACAGUUCAGGCUACAGGUAAGCAAGGUAAAAGGAAGGUUGUUACCUUCAGUGAUGAUCUGGUUGAGUAUCAGUCAGAGGAAUCAGAACAGUCAGAGCAGUCAGGGCAGUCUACAUCAGUUCCGUCUUCAGUUCAAGGUGGAGCUGCUCAGAACACAGAAACAAAAUCAGAGUCAGAGUCGUCAAGUUCGUCAGAUGAUGAAACCGAAGAAAAAAAUGAGGUUACUCAGGAUUUGAGUGAAUACCUUCUUGCUAGGGAUCGAGAUAGAAGACAGACGAAGAAACCGUCGAAGUAUGGAGAAGCAGAUAUAGUCGCAUUUUCACUCAUAUGCGCUGAUUCCAUAAAUCUUGAUGAACCCAAGUCGUAUGCAGAGGCUCAACGAAGUAAAGACAAGAAGUUAUGGAACGCAGCUGAGGAUGAAGAGAUGGACUCGCUGAUUAAGAACCUCACAUGGAUCCUGACAAAUAAACCAACAGAUCAAAAGGUUAUUGGGUGCAGAUGGUUAUAUAGAUUGAAACCAGGAAUACCUAAGAGUGAAUUGCCAAGGCACAAAGCAAGGUUGGUAGCUAAAGGAUAUGCUCGAAGGAAUUGA
This is a messenger RNA of Microthlaspi erraticum, 2778 nucleotides long. The record is from the annotation of a GenBank genome assembly. Lineage: Eukaryota; Viridiplantae; Streptophyta; Magnoliopsida; Brassicales; Brassicaceae.